AUGUGUCCCUGUGCUUCUCUGGUUGUGUGUCCCUGUGCUCCUCUGGUUGUGUGUCCCUGUGCUCCUCUGGUUGUGUGUCCCUGUGCUCCUCUGGUUGUGUGUCCCUGUGCUCCUCUGGAUGUGCGUCCCUGUGCUUCUCUGGUUGUGUGUCCCUGUGCUCCUCUGGUUGUGUGUCCCUGUGCUCCUCUGGUUGUGUGUCCCUGUGCUCCUCUGGAUGUGUGUCCCUGUGCUCCUCUGGAUGUGCGUCCCUGUGCUUCUCUGGUUGUGUGUCCCUGUGCUCCUCUGGUUGUGUGUCCCUGUGCUCCUCUGGUUGUGUGUCCCUGUGCUCCUCUGGAUGUGUGUCCCUGUGCUCCUCUGGUUGUGUGUCCCUGUGCUCCUCUGGUUGUGUGUCCCUGUGCUGCUGUAGAAGAAAACUCUGAAGACGAAUGGUCCUGA
This is a messenger RNA of Knipowitschia caucasica, 435 nucleotides long. NCBI's taxonomy places the organism in Eukaryota, Metazoa, Chordata, Actinopteri, Gobiiformes, Gobiidae. The record is from the annotation of a GenBank genome assembly.